GGAGACCCGGGAGCCCGAGACGCGGCGGACCCCGGACUCGUGUUGGGCGGGUUCGCAGUUCCCGCUUUCCCCGCGUGUGAAAACACUCUCCUCUCCACACCCCCAGGCCGCGCCACCUCGGCCACGCCUGCGGCGCUCCGUCCGCGUAGGGGCCGCUAAGGACGCGGGGUGCAGUUUGGACAUGGAUCACGGCAGCAAUGGAUGUGUGAGAAAGAUUACCAGUGUGAACCUUGACAAACUCAUUCACGACUUCUCACAGAUAGAAAAGAAAAUGAUAGAAACCACUGGAAAGAAUAAUAUACUGGAUAUGCAGUUGGAAAAAACUAACUGUUUAUUAAAGGGAAUGCAAACAAAGGAGGUCUCACUUAAAGAAGAAUGUGCUACUCUUCAUACUAUGAUAAAAGGGCUACAACAGACAAUUGAAUAUCAACAUAAUUUGAAAGGUGAAAAUGAACAACUGAAAAGAAGUGCUGAUCUUAUGAAGGAGAAGUUAAAAUCUCAUGAACAGGAAUAUAAGAAUAAUAUUGCCAAACUUAUGAGUGAAAUGAAAAUCAAAGAAGAAGUACAUAAGGUAGAAAUAAAGAAACUUUAUCAGGAUAUGCAAAAAAAAGUUGAAUUAAGUGAAGAAAAGAAUAAAGAACUGAUAGAGAAAAUGGAGGUGGAAAUUUCAGAGCUAAAUGAAAAGUUAAGAAUUCAGGAAAAGGAAAGACAAAGUGAAAUCAUCAAACUACAGCUGGAGUUUGAUGCCAAACUAGCAAGAGUUCAAACUAAGUCAAAACCGUAUCCAGAUUCUACUGUUUUGCCACAGAGCAUCUACAGAAGGAAGCUUCAGCAUCUUCAAGAAGAGAAGAACAAGGAGAUUGCUAUUCUUCGUAACACCAUCCAUGACUUAGAGCAGCGCCUCUCUGUUGGCAAAGAUCCUCCCCUUAAACGUCGACGGUUUUAAGUGUAGCAGCAAAUCCAUUCGCUGAUAUUUAAUCUCUUUAAAAGCAGUUGAAAAAUUCACUUCUGUUGUCAGUAUAACAUACUGCCCAAGUAAUAACAAUGAAAGAGACAGCAUUAAACUUUUUAAAUUGAGUUUAUUGAAAUAAAUCCAUACUUUGGCCAACUGUGUACUGCAUUCUUGCUUAAUAGUAUUAGCCAUAACGAAGUUCAGGUGCAUAGGCCUCAGUUUACCUAUUCAACCAUCAUUGACUAUGGAAAUACUGUCUAAGCAACCAAAAGAUAGACAACAUUCUUUUAUCUCUCUCUGUAUCUCUCUCAAGACAGGCGUUCUCAAGUUUUAGCAUGAUAGCAUGCCAAGUAAAGAAAACAAUAGAUAAAGCCUUCUUUCACAGACAGUAGUAAAAAAUCAAGAUUUGAGUCUUAGAUAUAAAAAAGUGUAAAUGGAUAUUUAAAAGGUAGUCAUAGCAAAAUACUCAUAUGUUAAGUAUUUCUGAAUCUUAAAAGACAGAAUUCACUUCUUCCUUUAAAAGGUGUAAUCAGUUAAAACUGUAAGAUUAAAAAGACAAAAGUAAUAAUGUUUUGACAAGUAAGAAAAAAUGGAAAACAUGUCUUUGUUGUUCUUCCUCCAUUCUAAUUGCCAAGCAUCCCACAGAAACCCCUAGGUCAUAGUUUACGUUCCUGUUCUCAUUGAGGCAAGUAGAAAGCCGGAAAAAGAAAAAGAAAGACACAUUAACCAAAUACUGCAGUCACCUUCCAGUUGCCCCUUCUUUUAAGAAAAAUGGUUUGGGUCAAAAUUUUCUUUGGCGCAGAUCUUAAAAUUUGGAGGCCAGCAUAAUAGAUUUCUU
Messenger RNA from Phyllostomus hastatus (greater spear-nosed bat), 1790 nucleotides. It is a transcript of the gene CCDC152, whose product is annotated as coiled-coil domain containing 152. The record is from RefSeq and is a predicted model, not a curated record. The transcript is spliced from 9 exons. NCBI's taxonomy places the organism in Eukaryota, Metazoa, Chordata, Mammalia, Chiroptera, Phyllostomidae. Bases 182 to 946 code for a protein of 254 amino acids.